AUGUUCACAAAAUUGAAUGUUUUAAUUACUUCUUUGGUUCACCUAAGGCUGGGUCAUAGAGCACUCUCCUCUAUAUUUCUUUCCUCUAUAUGUAAAUCACUCACUGCUCUAUAUUUCUUUCUCUCUCUCUUACUACUCAAUAUCUUCUCUCUGCAAUAUAAAUGUAUAUAUAUAUCUUGUGCUAUAUCUAUAUCUCUCUCUCUCAUUGCUCUAUAUUUCUCUCUCUCUCUCUCAUUGCUCUAUAUUUCUCUCUCUCUCUCUCAUUGCUCUAUAUUUCUCUCUCUCUCUCAUUGCUCUAUAUUUCUCUCUCUCUCUCAUUGCUCUAUAUUUCUCUCUCUCUCUCAUUGCUCUAUAUUUCUCUCUCUCUCUCUCAUUGCUCUAUCUCUCUCAUUGCUCUAUAUUUCUCUCUCUCUCAUUGCUCUAUAUUUCUCUCUCUCUCUCUCAUUGCUCUAUAUUUCUCUCUCUCUCUCAUUGCUCUAUAUUUCUCUCUCUCUCUCUCUCAUUGCUCUAUAUUUCUCUCUCUCUCUCUCAUUGCUCUAUAUUUCUCUCUCUCUCUCUCAUUGCUCUAUAUUUCUCUCUCUCUCUCUCAUUGCUCUAUAUUUCUCUCUCUCUCAUUGCUCUAUAUUUCUCUCUCUCUCUCAUUGCUCUAUAUUUCUCUCUCUCUCUCAUUGCUCUAUAUUUCUCUCUCUCUCUCAUUGCUCUAUAUUUCUCUCUCUCAUUGCUCUAUAUUUCUCUCUCUCUCUCAUUGCUCUAUAUUUCUCUCUCUCUCUAUAUUGCUCUAUAUUUCUCUCUCUCUCUCAUUGUUCUAUAUUUCUCUCUCUCUCUCAUUUCUCUCUAUUAUUUAUAUUUUCUCUCUCUCAUUGCUCUAUAUUUCUCUCUCUCUCUCAUUGCUCUAUAUUUCUCUCUCAUUGUUCUAUAUUUCUCUCUCAUUGUUCUAUAUUUCUCUCUCAUUGUUCUAUAUUUCUCUCUCAUUGUUCUAUAUUUCUCUCUCAUUGUUCUAUAUUUCUCUCUCAUUGUUCUAUAUUUCUCAUUGUUCUAUAUUUCUCUCUCAUUGCUCUCUCUCUCUCUCUCUCAUUGCUCUCUCUCUCUCUCAUUGCUCUCUCUCUCUCUCUUUGCUCUCUCUCUCUCUCAUUGCUCUCUCUUUCUCUCUCAUUGCUCUCUCUCUCUCUCUCUCUAUAUGUUCUCUAUCUCUCUAUAUAUAUGCCUUUAUAUGGAUUAUGUCCAACAAAGGAUGAACUUUACCUCGUAGUAUGUGAUACAUGUCACAAUGUCGUCAAACCACAAGCCUUCACUCGACAUUGCGAGAUACGUCAUGGAGAGAAAUAUCCCAAGAACUGUAUGCGAAUAUGUCCAUCAUCCAAGUUCCGCUCAAAAGCCAGUGUGAAGCAACUGCCAUCAUCCUUAUUAAGCACCGUCUCUCCACCUUACAACUCUAAAGUCAAUGCCUCCCCGAGCAAAGAGAAAAACCAUGCCAUGCCAGUGGUUAAAGUGGAACGAAUGCCGGAGAAACUCCCUGUCAAGAAGCCUUCUUCUUCUAACAGCAGCAGCAGCAACAACAACAACACUAAUAACAAUAAUAACAAUAGCAACAACAAUAAUCCUACAAACACAAAUCAGGGGAAUGCCAAAGCUAGCAUCACGAAUGGAACGUUAAAAGAUGCUGGUCCAAGUGCAUCUCCCAUUACUGCUCAGGCUGUUGCCUCUACUGCUACUACUACUCCCAGUAGUGACGGCCCAGCGCCAAAUUCCAUGCCUGGUACCAUGGCUUUUCCAAACUGUUGCAACAAAAUUGCUUGUCAUAAGCCACAGAAAAAAGAAAAAUUAUUACCUUGUAAAGAUCGUGAAUUUGAUGCUAACAAGCAUUGUGGUGUAAAAGUAACUCUUGAUAGCAAACCAUGCACGCGGUCUUUAACUUGUAAGACUCAUGCUUUAUCUUUACGGAGGGCCGUGGCUGGCCGUCGAAAACCUUUCGAUGAACUCCUCAAAGACCACCGAGCCGCCAAGGAGGCCAUCCAGAAGGAGAAGGUGCAUGCACAAAAUAUGGCUGCUGCCCAGAGGGUUGCUGCUCAGACAGCAGCUGCAACAACUGCACUGGCAGCACAUGCCCUGUCUGGAAGUUGUUCUGCAAAUAAUAGCAGUGGCACCAGCAGCAAUGCAACUCCCAGCACUAACACCACCACCACAAACAGUGGCAGUGGGACUGGUAGUGGACUGAACGCCAGCAGUGGUGUUGCUGCUGCUACCAGUGGUACCCAGGGUCUUAUCUCAUCACGUGGUGGAGGUGGCCCCACUAACUCCAGCAGUGGACACGGAGCUGGAGGUGGAGGAGGAGGGGGUGCUGGAGGAGGAGGAGGCAGUUUGAGCAGUGGUGGUGCCAUCACCUCACAGACAUCAAUAACAAAACAUUCUACAGCAGAAACAACAAAUGGUAAAGAUUCAGCAGCAUUACAACAUGGCAGCAAUAGCAACAGGUGGUCAGUGUCCGGAAUCAAACCGACAAAAAAUACUAAACCUAAUUUAUUACCGGAAAGCAGCCACCAUUUACAUCCAUCAACUGCUGGCCAUGUGAGGGAGGAAAAUCUCAGUUCUUCUGCCCCUGAAUGUUGCACACGGCUGUCAAGUGAAGAAGAGGGCGAUGAGGCACACAGUAGCAAAUCUGGAUCUAUUUAUUUGUCUCACCAUCCACGCCCAGCUGCAGUAAGUAGUUGUCCCCCUCCACUUUUUUCUUUCAUAUCAUCCUUGUUCUUUCUUUCUUUUUUUUUCUGCUUCUUGUCAUCAUACUUUUUCUCUCUUUCUUUUUUUCUCUCCUCCUUGUUGUCUUCGUUCUUUUUUCUCUCCUUCUCAUUAGCCUCGUUCUUUUUUCUCUCCUUCUCGUUCUUUUUGUUCCUCCUUUUUCUCCCCCUCUAUUUCCUUAUCUCAAAAUGUUCAUAA
Molecule: messenger RNA, 2931 nt
Organism: Acanthosepion pharaonis
Lineage: Eukaryota; Metazoa; Mollusca; Cephalopoda; Sepiida; Sepiidae
Source: the annotation of a GenBank genome assembly